UGUAGGACGCCAGAGGAGUAAGAGGUCCGGACCCUUUCUCCGAGAUGUUUGUGGGGUGCAGCAGACUCACGAAAAUACACAUCUGAACUGCCUCCCCACAGUGGCCGUUCAGAGAGACACCCUGGGCUGGUGCCUUUCCAAGUGCAUCCGAGAAGCUGACCUAAGCGUGACGAGUGGCACCCAGAAAACCGUUCCAAACCACAAAGCCUUCAAGAACCCACGAGGGAGGAUGAUCCAGAAAGAAAAGUGUGUUUAAACAAUUGGGUGACUCAUCAAAGAGAAGGAGCAGUCUUGAAAUCUAUCAUAAUAAUCAAGACCAGGAAAAAGAUAGCUGGGCAGAGAAAUCAUCAGGAAGCUUCCUGGGAACAAUAGUCAUGAACAUUGUUCCUUAUUGUCAAGUCUAUGCAUUGGAGACCCACUCUUUCAGGGGGCUACGUCCUUCACGACUGUGUCCUCCCCGAUUUUCUUCCUAGCACUUGCUGACAUCCGAAAUUAUGGUAUUGACUGACUGGGCUGAUGGGAGAUAUGCAAAUGAGCUGGAGCAUCAUGGGUAUUGGCCCUUUAUAAGGCCGCGAUGCUGUGGCUAGGAGAGCUUCAGUGUGGGUCCGGCGUCCAUUAGCAGGCUUGCUGGGAGCUCUGUGAGGAAGAAGCUCCCCAGACACUGGAGCAAGUGUGAAGCUGGAGAACCUUCUGGAAUCUCAAGGCUGUCCACUCCUCCAAGGAGGUGUCCAUUGAAUCGGCUCCUGGUUUUCACCCCCCUCCCCCCGCUACCCCGUGUCCUGGAGCCCAAAGCGCCCUAGACCUCCUGCUGCAUCCCGUUUUCUCCUGUUUCUCCCGCCUGUCCCUAGCAUCACAAAGGUCCCCAGACCCUGACCUCCUGGGACCACCAAGCGAGGCUUCCUCUCUCUGUCCAGUCAUCUACAGGCAAGCUUUUUUGGUCAUGUGUCCCCCAGUCAACGUCCGCCACGGGGCCAAGGGCAUGUCCUGCCUCUAUGCGGCCUGGCUAUACCAGCUUGUCCAUGGAGACCAGAUGCAGAUCUGCUAUGCUUGCUUCAAGGCAGCUUUCCUGGUUGUCAAAAACAUGCUGGAGAUGGGAGACUGGGAAGAGGAAGAAGAGUGGGGUGCUGAGCCCAUGGAACUCUCCGAGGCAGGGUCUGAGCCGGAGGAGUGGCCCGGGCUCAGCUUGGGAGAGGGUCAAGGGCAUCCGCCUCAUGGCACCUCUGUUUCUACUGGUCCUGGCAUCCUGACUCAAGGCCCUAUAGGCACGGAGGGGAUAGUACUGGGACCCCAGCCUGUGCCCACUGAGCUGGGGCCUCAGGAAGCUGUACCCCUGGAUCUGGGCCCGGAGGAUGCUGAUUGGAUCCAGUCCCUCCCCUGGAGAUUCGAUGGUCUUUCUCCCUGCUCCCACUGGCUCAUCCCCCCUAUGUCCUGGUGGGAAGUUUUCAAUGUGACCCCGUCUCCUGGGCAACCCAUAUUGCUGGAGUUGAGCCCCAUCUGGCCCAUGGAUCCGUUGGAAGCAGAAGCCUGGUUGGUAGACCUGAAGUUCGUCUUCUUGUUGGGUGGCUUCGAUGCCAUCUGCUACCUGCUGUCCAUGACUCCCUGCUGGGCUGUGAGAACCCGGGUCCAGCGCUGGCAGGUGUUGCUGGACUCUGGUGAGGUGAGGGUGGCCCAGCUGCAGAAUGUACCUGAACAGCAGGACCUGCACCGCUGGCGGCUAAGCAUCUUGGAGUCCUCGGAGCUGGGUGUGGAGCUGGUGCCUGCUGAUUGCAGCCUGCUGAAGGGAGGUUUCAAGGUACACUCCUACCUGCCCUGGCACAAUAGCACCCCAGAGGUCUGGAGCAGGGAGCCAGGGGAGAGGCUGCUUGUCGUAGAAGUUGUGUCUUUGAGGGAGCUGCCCUGUUUCCGCUCCCCUUCCCCUGAUUCACACAACUGAGGGGGCUCAGGCAGCCCCCAUUGUCCUUCCUGUCCCAGGGCUCCAGGGACUGUGAAGUGCCAGAGGUUGCCUGUCUUCAGCCACAGGUCCAGCAAGAUGUUCAUCAUCUUGAGGGGAGGGUCCAGAGCAGCCUAGGGGUGGGGCCUCAGGGAAACCUGGUUUAGUUGUCUUCGGUUGACUGUUCGGUGUUUGGAAGGUAAGCCCCAGCUUCAAGUGCAGGGGGCGAGGACUUUUGUAUCGAGGUAUAGGUGGGGACACUGGAUGUGGUUGACCCAUGCAUGUCCUGCACUAGGCUUCUGAGGGACCACAAGUCCUGGUUUAAGAGUUGACUGCUUAUGCUGGCUGUUUUGUUUCUGCCCUACGCAUGUUACUGUUUAAUAAAGUUGUCAUCAUUUUCAAAGAA
Mesocricetus auratus (golden hamster) is the source of this 2336-nucleotide messenger RNA. RefSeq names its product testis-expressed protein 19.2. Lineage: Eukaryota; Metazoa; Chordata; Mammalia; Rodentia; Cricetidae. Gene Ontology annotation, cellular component: nucleus; cytoplasm. The transcript is spliced from 5 exons. Bases 941 to 1933 code for a protein of 330 amino acids. The record is from RefSeq and is a predicted model, not a curated record. Gene Ontology annotation, biological process: spermatogenesis; male gonad development; placenta development.